UUGCAAAUCGUGGUUGGCCUCUCAUCCGAAUCUCCAUGGCAAGUAACUCUUCAUCACUUUCAUCCCAGCUCUCAUGUUCAUCAUCAUCCCUUUCAGUGUCUUCCUCCUCUUCCUCUUCCUCAUCAUCUUCGCUCUGCUCGGCAUGCAGCUGUUUGGAGGAAAGUUCAACUUCGACGAGACGCAGACUAAACGCAGUACCUUCGACGCCUUCCCACAGGCACUGCUCACCUGCUUCCAGAUCCUGACAGGUGAGGACUGGAAUGUGGUCAUGUAUGAUGGCAUCAUGGCAUAUGGAGGCCCAGUGUUUCCAGGGAUGAUCGUCUGUGUCUACUUCGUCAUCCUCUUCAUCUGUGGUAACUACAUUCUGCUGAACGUCUUCUUGGCCAUCGCUGUGGACAACCUGGCUGGAGGAGAAAGAGACAAGAAGAAAAAAGAUAAGAAGAAGGAGGGAGCUGAGGAGGAGGAGGCUGAAGAAGGAGAAGUGAAGGUGGAUGUGGAUGAAGACACCGAGUACGAGGAGGAAGAGGACCUUCCAGAUGGAAAAGAUGGAGGAGUCCAGUUAAAGAUGGCUGAUCUUACUCCUCCCAAAGAGAAGGUUCUUCCAAUCCCAGAAGGCAGUGCGUUCUUCUGCCUCAGCAAAACAAACCCCAUCCGCGUGGCCUGUCACUCUCUGAUCCACCACCACAUCUUCACAAACCUCAUCCUCAUCUUCAUCAUCCUCAGCAGCUGCUCAUUGGCUGCUGAGGAUCCAAUCAGAGCUCACUCCUUCAGGAACAACAUUCUGGGUUAUGCAGACUACGCCUUCACCUCCAUCUUCACUGUGGAGAUCCUGUUAAAGAUGACGGUCCAUGGUGCAUUCCUCCAUCAAGGCUCUUUCUGCAGAAACUGGUUUAACCUGUUGGAUCUGCUGGUUGUCAGCGUCUCACUGGUCUCCUUCUUCCUGCACUCCAGUGCGAUCUCAGUGGUGAAGAUCCUGCGCGUGCUCAGGGUGCUCAGACCUCUGAGAGCCAUCAACAGAGCCAAAGGACUCAAGCACGUGGUGCAGUGUGUGUUCAUGGCCAUCAGGACCAUUGGAAACAUCAUGAUCGUCACAGCUCUGCUGCAGUUCAUGUUCGCCUGUAUCGGAGUCCAGCUCUUCAAGGGUAAAUUCUUUCGCUGCACAGACGAGGCCAAACACACUCCUGAACAGUGCAAAGGAACGUUUGUUGUGUACAAAGAUGGAGACGUGACUCACCCCAUGGUCCGAGAGAGGAUCUGGCAGAACAGCGACUUCAACUUCGACAGCGUGUUGAUGGGGAUGAUGGCGCUCUUCACCGUGUCCACCUUCGAGGGCUGGCCUGCCCUGCUGUAUAAAGCCAUUGACGCGAACAGGGAGAACACUGGUCCCAUCUACAACUACCGGGUGGAAAUCUCCGUCUUCUUCAUUGUCUACAUCAUCAUCAUUGCCUUCUUCAUGAUGAACAUCUUUGUGGGCUUCGUCAUCAUCACCUUCAGAGAGCAAGGGGAGCAGGAGUACAAGAACUGUGAGCUGGACAAGAACCAGCGUCAGUGUGUGGAGUACGCUCUGAAGGCUCAGCCACUGAAGCUCUACAUCCCAAAGAACCCGGUUCAGUACAAGUUCUGGUACAUCAUCAACUCAACAGGGUUUGAAUACGUCAUGUUCGUCCUCAUCCUGCUCAACACCGUCACUCUCGCUGUCCAGCACUAUGAACAGUCGAAAACCUUCAGCGACACCAUGGACAUCCUCAACAUGGUGUUUACUGGACUCUUCACUGCGGAGAUGCUGCUGAAGCUGCUGGCUCUCCAACUCAGGCAUUACUUUGUGGAUGCCUGGAACUCGUUUGACGCUCUGAUCGUGGUUGGCAGCGUGGUCGAUAUCGUCGUCACUGAGUUCAGUAGUGCAGAGGACAGCUCCCGAGUAUCCAUCACCUUCUUCCGUCUUUUUCGAGUGAUGCGAUUGGUCAAGCUGCUGAGUAAAGGGGAGGGGAUUCGUACGCUGCUGUGGACCUUCAUCAAAUCGCUGCAGGCUCUGCCCUAUGUCGCUCUGCUCAUUGCCAUGAUCUUCUUCAUCUACGCCGUCAUUGGCAUGCAGAUGUUUGGGAAAAUAGCGAUGCAGGACAACACUCAGAUCAACAGAAACAACAACUUUCAGACUUUUCCUCAGGCUGUUCUCCUCCUCUUCAGGUGUGCCACAGGUGAGGCGUGGCAGGAGAUCAUGCUGGCCAGUCUUCCAGGGAAACGCUGUGACCCUGACUCUGACUACGAACCAGGAGAAGAGUUCAGCUGUGGCAGCAACUUUGCCAUCGUGUACUUCAUCAGCUUCUUCAUGCUGUGUGCCUUCCUGAUCAUCAACCUGUUUGUCGCUGUCAUCAUGGACAACUUCGACUAUCUGACACGUGAUUGGUCGAUUCUGGGACCACAUCAUUUGGAUGAGUUUAAGAGGAUCUGGUCGGAAUACGACCCUGAGGCCAAGGGUCGUAUAAAACACCUGGACGUUGUGGCUCUGCUCAGGAGGAUUCAGCCUCCCCUGGGGUUUGGGAAGCUCUGUCCUCACAGAGUGGCCUGUAAGCGUCUGGUAGCCAUGAACAUGCCUCUGAACUCUGAUGGGAUGGUGACCUUCAAUGCCACGCUCUUCGCUCUGGUUCGCACCGCCCUCAAGGUCAAGACUGAAGGCAACCCUGAGCAGGAGAACGAGGAGCUGAGGGCAAUCAUCAAGAAAAUCUGGAAGAGGAUGAAACCAAAGCUACUGGACGAAGUCAUACCACCACAUGAAGAGGAGGAAGUCACCGUUGGAAAGUUUUACGCGACUUUCCUGAUCCAGGAUUAUUUCAGGAAGUUCAGGAAGAGGAAGGAGAAAGGAGCUCUGGCUGGAGAGUCCAGUUCCUCCAACCCUUCUGCUGUCCAGCUGUGUAAAGCUGGUCUGAAGACUCUGCAGGAUCUGGGUCCAGAGAUUCGACUGGCUCUGAGCAAGGACCUGGAGGAGGAGGAGGCCUUGAUGGAGGAGGGGGAGCUGGAGGGUGAAAAUAGGUUUGGACCGGAGAAAGAUCUACAAGGCUCAACACUGAUGACACCCACAGGUGACGACGGAAUGUCCAACAGAGGUCUGAUCCACCGGGCUGGGUCCCUCACCAAGACGGCAAAUGGCAGCGAACAUGAUGGACAACUUUGCUCUGGAGAGAACAUGAGGUCAUCUGUCAGUCAUCACCGCCACCCGUCACUGAAGAAUGGCCUGCUGGACCACGCCCAGAGAAGACCGUCAUACUACAGACAUGGAAGAGGACACUCAAGGGACAAGUACUGGAGGAACGGAGACACGGAGACAUAUGGAGAACAGGGUCACUGCAGCAGAGAGGAAGACCAGGUCAGCAUCACCUCCAGAGACAGACAUUACCCUGAUGAGCCUCCACUGUACAGAGAACACUAUGAUGGCCACGCCCCCUACACCAACAGUAGCUACAGUAACAGUUACAACAGGGGCAAGAGGACGACCCGGAGACGCCUUCUUCCUGCCACGCCCACAGGUCUCAAACCGCCCUUUAACAUCCAGUGUCUGGGCAGGCAGGGCAGCAGUGACGACCUGCCCCUCCCCGGGACGUACCACCUCACCUCGCCACCAUGCCGCGCACGCACACAGAUGUUCAGCAGCUAUGAGUCACGUCAAUCCUCGGCUCUCUGCUCGGGGGCCUCCUCAACGUCCUGGGCGAACCCGUGCCCCCGCCGUGGUUGCCUCCUCUACGCUCCGCUCAUCCUGGUGGAGGAGGAAGACAACCUGCCCUGGGGGGACAGAGCAGGACACAGGGAGGAAGAGAAGACGGGAGGAGCAGGAGGAGGUGUGAGCAUAACAGGUGCAGCGCCCAAACCGGCCUGGUACAGUGGCCCUGCAGGGACAUCAGCUGCAGCUCCUCCUCCAUACCGAGCCUACACCACCCUCAGAGUUGCCCCUCAGCUCGGGGCCCAGCUCACUGAGAAACGAGGCUCAGCUGACAGUCUGGUGGAGGCGGUCCUGAUCUCGGAGGGUCUCAGUCUUUAUGCUCGGGAUCCAAAGUUUGUGGCAUUUGCGAAGUGGGAGAUCGCAGAUGCAUGUCACAUGACGGUGGAUGAGAUGGAGUCGGCUGCCAAUGACCUCCUCGGCUCAGGGAGCCACAAUUUCCUGGGCAAAGCCACCGCCGCCCAUGCCACACUCUACAGUGAUGAGGAGCCGGUCAGGACAGGCCGUGAUGAGGAUGAACUGGCUGAUGAGAUGACCUGUGUGACAUCAUUCUGACACUGUGGACCAAUCAGGAGAGAGCAGCAGAGGCGGAGCAUCAGAAAUGUUUGGACCUGUGGGGUUUGAUUGACAGGACCUUUGACCAAGACUUUUGGCUGAAAUCACUGGCUGCAGGACUCACACGUGUACCAAAACGAACACACACGCACAUCAAAUGACCAUGUGUUGCCACGCUUAACACAUGUUAACAAAACAACAUAAUGAUCUGGACAUUAAAGCAGCAAAUGAGGACAUACUGGUACUGCAAGUACCUUAACCACAUGAAGUACUGGUGUACUUUGACGACUGAGACAGUUACACUACAUGAACUGAUACUUUAAGUAGAGUACAUGAAGUACUCAUGUCUUCCUGGGUCCUACUGGUCCUGUGGGUUCCUGUCCAAGUUCAGCUCCAUCUGCAGGAGCUUCACUCACUUCUGACCGGACAGUUAAUUAUGGAGGCUCAGCAUCUGGACACAUCUGUCCAUCAGCCCGAGGCUCCUCCUACACACACA
Monopterus albus (swamp eel) is the source of this 4760-nucleotide messenger RNA. RefSeq names its product voltage-dependent L-type calcium channel subunit alpha-1F-like. Gene Ontology annotation, biological process: calcium ion import across plasma membrane. The transcript is spliced from 36 exons. Bases 74 to 4264 code for a protein of 1396 amino acids. Gene Ontology annotation, molecular function: high voltage-gated calcium channel activity. The record is from RefSeq and is a predicted model, not a curated record. NCBI's taxonomy places the organism in Eukaryota, Metazoa, Chordata, Actinopteri, Synbranchiformes, Synbranchidae. Gene Ontology annotation, cellular component: membrane; voltage-gated calcium channel complex.